Messenger RNA from Candidozyma duobushaemuli, 3048 nucleotides. It is a transcript of the gene KGD1, whose product is annotated as alpha-ketoglutarate dehydrogenase. The coding region runs from base 1 to 3048 and encodes 1015 amino acids. Gene Ontology annotation, cellular component: oxoglutarate dehydrogenase complex; mitochondrion. The transcript has a single exon. Gene Ontology annotation, molecular function: oxoglutarate dehydrogenase (succinyl-transferring) activity; thiamine pyrophosphate binding. NCBI's taxonomy places the organism in Eukaryota, Fungi, Ascomycota, Pichiomycetes, Serinales, Metschnikowiaceae. Gene Ontology annotation, biological process: tricarboxylic acid cycle. The record is from RefSeq and is a predicted model, not a curated record.
AUGCUUAGAGCUUUCAGACAUUUAAAUUACGCUCGAGGCAGUUAUGCCCACGCUUUCAAAGCUCAGGCUCAAGCCCAUGCCAGGAGCAGUGUUCGUGCCUCUGGUGCUAUUGCCAUUGGGUCUGUUCGGAGCUUGGCCACCGACACCUUUGCACUUUCGAACAAUUCCAACUACAUUGAGGAGAUGUAUGAAGCCUGGCGUCAAGACCCUAAGUCUGUCCAUGUUUCGUGGGACGCUUACUUCAAAAAUUUGGAUGCUGGUGUUUCGCCAUCUGCUGCUUUCUCGGCUCCGCCCACUUUGAUUCCUACCCCAGCUGGCGGUGCAGGUGUUGGUUUCAAUCCAGGUGCUGGUGGACAUAGCGAGGAUGUCGUCACUCAUUUGAAGGUACAACUUCUAGUUCGUGCAUAUCAAGUUCGUGGUCACCAGAAAGCCAGAAUUGACCCUUUGGGCAUUUCCUAUGGUGAUCAGCUGGAUGUACCUAAGGAGUUGACUUUGGAACAUUAUGGAUUCACUGAGAGCGACAUGGACAAGUCUAUCACUCUUGGUCCUGGAAUCUUACCGCGUUUCGUCGAAAAUGGUAAGAAAUCGUUGACAUUGCGUGAGAUCGUCGAUGCUUGUGAGCGCUUGUAUUGUUCAUCAUAUGGUGUCGAGUAUAUUCAUAUACCAUCCAAGGAGCAGUGUGACUGGUUGAGGGAAAGAAUAGAGAUCCCUCAACCUUUCAAAUACUCCUCCGAUGAGAAGAGGCAAAUUUUGGAUCGUUUAAUUUGGUCGUGCUCUUUCGAGUCUUUCUUGGCGACGAAGUUUCCUAACGACAAAAGAUUUGGUCUUGAAGGUGCGGAAGCCGUUGUUCCAGGAAUGAAAGCCAUGAUUGAUACCUCUGUUGAACACGGAAUUGAAGACAUUGUAAUCGGAAUGCCGCAUAGAGGAAGAUUAAACAUGUUGUCGAACGUUGUUAGAAAGCCAAAUGAAUCGAUCUUCUUCGAAUUCACUGGUUCGAAAGAGUUUGACGAGGGAUCGGGCGACGUCAAAUACCACUUGGGUAUGAAUUACAAAAGACCUACAACUUCCGGUAAACAUGUGAACUUAUCCCUUGUGGCAAAUCCCUCGCAUUUAGAAGCCGAGGAUGGUGUUGUUUUGGGUAAAACUAGAGCCAUUCAGGAAUACAAGACCGAUACAGGUGAAUUCAAGAAAGCCAUGGGUGUCUUGUUGCAUGGUGACGCCGCAUUUUCCGCUCAGGGUGUUGUCUAUGAGACUAUGGGCUUUGCAAAUUUGCCAGCAUACUCUACAGGUGGUACUAUUCACAUCAUCAUAAACAAUCAGAUUGGUUUCACCACUGAUCCACGUUUUGCAAGAUCUACCUUGUACCCCUCGGAUAUCGCCAAGUCUAUCAAUGCUCCUAUUUUCCAUGUCAACGCAGACGAUAUUGAAGCUCUUACUUUUGUGUUCAAUUUGGCAGCUGACUGGAGAGCAACCUUCCACUCUGAUGUGAUCAUCGAUGUCGUUGGUUACAGAAAGCACGGUCAUAAUGAAACCGAUCAGCCUUCUUUCACUCAACCAUUGAUGUAUAAGAAGAUUGCGGAGAAGAGGUCUGUGCUCGACUACUACGUCGACAAAUUAAUUUCCGAGGGCACAUUUACGAAAGAAGACAUCGAUGAGCAUAAGAAGUGGGUUUGGAAUCUCUUGGACGAGUCUUUCGGUAAGUCCAAGGAGUAUCAGCCAACGUCGAGAGAAUGGUUAACAACUCCGUGGGAGGAUUUCAAAUCUCCAAAAGAAUUGGCCACAGAGAUCUUGCCUCAUUUACCAACUGCUGUUGAUGCUGAAACAUUAAAGAGUAUUGGAAAACAUAUUUCGGAGACCCCUAAGGGAUUCGAGGUCCACAGAAACUUGAAGCGUAUUCUCAACACGAGAAAGAAGACUGUUGAAACUGGUGAGGGAAUUGACUGGGCCACCGGCGAAGCUUUGGCCUUCGGUUCCCUUUGUCUCGAGGGCUACCAUGUCAGAGUUUCUGGCCAAGACGUUGAGAGAGGUACAUUUUCACAGCGUCAUUCCGUUUUGCACGAUCAGGAGUCGGAGAAGGUUUACACUCCACUCAAUACCUUAUCCGAAGAGCAAGGUCCCUUCGUGAUCUCUAACUCCUCUUUAUCGGAGUACGGAGUGAUGAGUUUCGAAUACGGUUACUCGCUUUUCUCCCCUGAUGCCCUCGUUCAGUGGGAAGCUCAAUUUGGUGAUUUUGCUAACACGGCGCAGGUUGUGGUUGAUCAAUUUAUUUCGGGAGCGGAAUCUAAAUGGAAGCAAAGAUCAGGAUUAGUCUUGUCUUUACCUCAUGGUUACGAUGGACAGGGUCCCGAGCACUCUUCAGGAAGGAUUGAAAGAUAUUUGCAGAUGUGUAAUGAGGACCAACGUUACUUCCCUUCAGAAGACAAAUUGGAGAGACAGCAUCAGGAUUGUAACAUGCAAGUUGCUUACCCUACAACCCCAGCUAACCUCUUCCAUUUGUUGAGACGCCAGAUGCAUAGACAAUUUAGAAAGCCUUUGGUCUUGUUUUUCUCAAAACAGUUGUUGAGACAUCCCUUGGCAAAGUCUGAAUUAACGGAGUUUACUGGAGACUCACACUUCGAAUGGAUCAUCGAUGACCGUGAGUUGGGUAAAAGCAUUCACGACAGAGAUGGCAUUGAACGCAUAGUACUCUGCUCGGGUCAAGUGUACACCGCUUUGCAUAAGAAGCGUGCCUCUCUUGAGGACAAGAGUACGGCCAUAAUCAAAAUUGAGCAAUUGCAUCCAUUCCCCUUUGCGCAAUUGCGUGAUACUUUGAACAAAUAUCCAAAUGUUCAGGAUUUGGUCUUUUGCCAAGAGGAGCCUUUGAACAUGGGAUCCUACUCCUAUGUUGCACCUCGUAUGGUUACCACGUUAGAAAACACCGAGAAGCAUGCGGGAUUUGUGAUGCGCUACGCAGGAAGAGAUCCUUCAGCUUCCAUCGCUGCCGGUUCCAAGGCGAUGCACAACGCCGAGGAGGAGGCCUUUUUGAAAGAAGUUUUUCAGGAAUCUUGA